Messenger RNA from Periophthalmus magnuspinnatus, 4653 nucleotides. Its product is annotated as phosphatidylinositol 4-phosphate 5-kinase type-1 alpha-like. Lineage: Eukaryota; Metazoa; Chordata; Actinopteri; Gobiiformes; Gobiidae. The transcript has 16 exons. Gene Ontology annotation, molecular function: phosphatidylinositol kinase activity. The record is from RefSeq and is a predicted model, not a curated record. Gene Ontology annotation, biological process: phosphatidylinositol metabolic process. The coding region runs from base 39 to 1823 and encodes 594 amino acids.
CCUGAGCAGCGGGACUGGACUGAGAGCCGCAGAUAAUAAUGGCGUCUGCGGGGACAGAAUCAGGAUCAACAGCCCCUCCAGGGGCCAGCAGUAUCAGAAGAAUGGCCCCAUCUGAUAUGCCUGGCUCUUCAGGCACCACUCAGAGCAUGAAGAAGACCAUCGGACACCGAGGGGUUGAGACUACCACAGGAGAGACCACUUACAAAAAGACUACAUCUUCAGCUCUCAAAGGAGCCAUUCAGCUGGGCAUUGCACACACAGUCGGCAGCUUAAGUCAAAAGGCAGAAAGAGACGUCCUCAUGCAGGACUUUGUGGUGGUAGAAAGUAUUUUCUUCCCCAGUGAAGGCAGUAACCUGACACCUGCUCAUCACUACAGUGACUUUCGCUUCAAAACUUAUGCUCCUAUCGCCUUUCGCUACUUCAGAGAACUGUUUGGGAUUCGACCUGAUGACUACCUGUAUUCUCUCUGUAAUGAGCCCCUUAUCGAGCUGUCUAACCCUGGAGCCAGUGGAUCACUCUUCUAUGUCUCUAGUGAUGAUGAGUUCAUCAUUAAAACAGUUCAACAUAAAGAGGCAGAGUUUCUGCAGAAGCUGCUGCCCGGAUACUUCAUGAACAUAAACCAAAACAAGCGCACUCUGCUGCCCAAGUUCUACGGGCUGUACUGCGUCCAGGCUGGAGGAAAAAACAUCCGCAUCGUAGUGAUGAACAACCUGCUACCGCGGAUCAUCCCCAUGCACCUGAAGUAUGACCUGAAGGGCUCCACCUACAAGAGGCGGGCAUCCCCCAAAGAGAGAGAGAAGGCCGUCCCCACAUACAAAGACCUGGACUUCAUUCAGGACCUGCCCGAUGGACUUCUGAUGGAGGCCGACAACUACAAUGCUCUGAGCAAGACCAUACAGAGAGACUGUUUGCUUUUACAGAGUUUUAAGAUUAUGGACUACAGUCUUCUCAUGGGGAUCCACAACAUGGACCAGGCUAACCGCGAGAGAGAGCGUGUUUACUCUGGAGACAGUGGGGGGUCAGAGGGCGCUGUGACCCCAGACCAACGGCGCCCCCAAGCCCAGAAGAGUUUGUACUGCACUGCCAUGGAGUCCAUCCAGGGAGAGGCCCGAGGGAAGGGGGCACUAGACUCAGAAGACCACAUGGGCGGGAUUCCAGGUCGAAACUCAAAAGGAGAGAGGCUGCUCAUCUACAUCGGCAUCAUCGACAUCCUCCAGUCCUACAGAUUUAUCAAAAAGCUGGAGCACUCCUGGAAGGCACUAGUCCAUGAUGGGGACACUGUGUCUGUACACAGACCAGGCUUCUAUGCUGAACGAUUUCAACAGUUCAUGUGCAACACUGUUUUUAGGAAAAUCCCCUUGAAAGCAUCUCCAUCUAAGAAGAGUCGAAGUGGGGUUCCCGGUGGGCUCAGGAGGGCUCCAACACUAGGGGCUCCCACCCCUCUCUCUCACACAGGACAGUCCAUGGAACCCAGAAUAGUGUAUCAUUCUCACUUCAAAAGCACCGAGUCUGAGGGAGAGGCUGGUGUGCAGUCAGGCCGGCCAGAUCUGCUCCCCAGGACCCCUCCCCCUUCAGACUGCCCCACUGAGGCUGAGGCCAACCUCUCCACAUCAUCUGUGGGUAGCACAGGAGUCACCACCUCGUCUCCUCGCUUACGGUCUGUUGGGGUGGAAGUGCACAAAUCAGAGAAUACAGAACAUGAACACAUCGCUCUUCACAGUUUGGAUGCAGAAGGGCCUGCAAAUGUGACUGACAACUCAUCAGGAAACGAAGAUGUAGUUUCACUUUCUGAUGUUAUCCCAGAGACUAACAUCAACUUUUAAAAGCGAACGCAGUGCCAUAGCAUCGGUCGUCCUUGAGACGAGUGGUGUGAGUGUAAAAGAGACAUUCAGAGCGACCCAUCCUUCCUGGAUGUGCAGUUGCACAUUUGGGUCUGCUCUUUUUUGAUGCUGAUAAAGAUGUGAAGGUGAAAAUCUCUGGCAGGAUCCAUUUUUCUCAGCCUUCACCAUCACUGUGCGUAGUUUCAUUUUCACUCUGACCCCAAGCCGAGCUCCCAAACCAGGCUCUCAAGUGCCCCUGAGAAGGCCCUGAUCUGGCAGCUCUGUAGAAGUUUUCGCAUAAAAGUUUUGUUUUUCACCUCAGUUAAAAUGGUCAACGUUCAACAUUCUGCAGACAGUGUGGUGGGCAACAGAUGUGAGUUUGUUGUGUGGACUUGUAUGAAGACACUGUGAGUGGACAGGUUCUGUGUAGGUGAAUAUACACUGCCUGGCCAAAAAAAAAAGGUCACACACUACUCUUUCAUUGAAAUAGUAGUGUGUUCUAUUUCAUUUAACUUUGUUUACGGCACACUGUGGCAUUGUUUUGAUAAGCUUCUCCAGUGUCACUAGAUUUAUUUCCAUCCAGUGUUGCAUUAUUUUUUCACCAAGAUCUUGCAUUGAUGAUGGUCGAGUCUGACCGCUGCACAAAGCCUUCUCCAGCACAUCCCAAAGAUUUUCAAUGGGGUUAAGGUCUGGACUCUGUGGUGGCCAAUCCAUGUGUGAAAAUGAUGUCUCAUGCUCCCUGAACCACUCUGUCACAAUUUGAGCCUGAUCAAUCCUGACAUUAUCAUCGUGGAAUAUGCCCAUGCCAUCAGGGAAGAAAAAAUCCACUGAUGGAAUAACCUGGUCAUUCAGUAUAUUCAGGUGUCAGCUGACCUCAUUCUUUGAGCACACACACUGUUGCUGAACCUAGACCUGACCAACUAGAGAAGGCUCGUACCUAUUUGCUUAGUUAAAUCCAGGUGGCAACUUUUUUUUUGCCCAGGCAGUGUAUGAAGUAGGUUCACAAUUAGUGAUCUCAGGAGCUGGAGCAAAUCCAAUGAAAUAGUUUAUAUAGUUCCAAAAGCUGCUGUUUGCGUUUCAAUCAUUUCCUUCCGUGAUAACACAUUACUGGUUUAGGGUUAAAUUCCGUUCUUUAGUCGUAGUUUUCCUGCUGGAAGGCACAGUGGUGCUAUUAAGAUCCCUUCCACUACUGAAUGUACACUAGUAUUUUUUAAGUAACUUGGAGAGCUGCAUCUGUACAAUGGUGUAUGCAUCCUCUAAUGAGACAAAUUGUAUAACAUUGCUGGAGAGUAGUUCUUGCUGCUCCAUCUCUGAGUUUGGUGUUAAAUUUGUGCUGAAAUCUGCCUUAUCACUACAGCCAAACUGUUCAAACUGCCGUCUGUGUGGACCAACGAGUCACGGGUCGUCUCGACUGAGAGGGGGAGAGUAGUUCAGUUUCUCUUUGCCACAAUACAAGCUAUUGUAAACUUCAUUUUGACAUCAGAUCUGUGAGAGUGUUCAUAUAAAUCAUUUCUGCUGGUAACAGAAAUGAACCCUGCCCUCAUCCGCGCUUGGACCAAUACGACUGAAUGCGACGUGGAUCUAGUUUUUGUACAAUAAUAGUCUUAUGCUGCUUCUACACAGCUGUUUCUGUUGACACUAAAUAAGACACUUUUGUUUGACUAUCAACCAUGAACACAUUUCAUGAAGAGAUACUUGAGUGGUCCUGGGAGAUUCUUCUUCCAAAUCAUCUCAUCUAAUGUAUAUUAUUAAGUAGUAUAAAAGAUUGAGGCAAUGCAAGGUAAGGAUACAAACAGAAAGAAGUCCUUUUUGAAAGCACAAUGGAGGAAUACGGACUGAGAAUUUGAGGCACCAAAGAUAGUCAGGGUUGAAGUACGAGUAAAGAUUAAACUCUAAAAUUUUAAUGUUUUUCAGAUAAUACUUAUAUCUAUUGUUCCCAGACUUUGUAAAAUAACUGUUAGUCAGUCACACUUUAAUUUACACUACUUGUGAUUAAGUAACAUGUAAUAACAUUGUAAGAGGUAUUACAUGUGGUUACCAUGUACCUAAUGAAGUAGGUACACUGGAUUAAAGGUAGUGUACAAAUAAAGUGUUUAAGCCUUGGCAUUUCAAACUGAAGUCUGUUUAACAGUGGCAUCUCACCCUUUUUUAAUGUUGUUUACUAUACUUGAAGUUAUCUGAAGUUAUGUUUACGUUUGAGGAAUUUGAUAUGCACAACCACCAAAGAAAAACACUCCCAAGAAUGAAGGAUUAAAACUAAAACGUAAAGGUUUAAAAGGAAAAAAAAACAAACAUGAAAAGGUGAAGUGUAUUUUAUCUAAUAAGAUUAUCCCGUGUACAGUGGAAGUAUGUAUGGCAUGUACAUAAUGCUUGAACACUACAUUUAAAUCAAUGCAAUAUAAAAUGCAAUCCAUGACAUUUUCAGAAGAGUGUAUUUAUUAACGAGACUGAUGUGGCUGAGCAGGUUUUUGUAUAUGGUCCUUAAAUGAUUGUUCAAAUACUGUAACUGACAGAAGGAUGUCUGAGACUUGAUAGCAUGUGCUGCCUAUGAAGGGGAAGUUUUAUAAAUUCAUUUUUAUAUUUCAUGUUUAGAUAUGACAUAUUCCAUUAUGAUUGUGCUUUUUACAUGAAUGUUCACAUGGCUGCAUUGCCAGUGUUGCUGGGUGUCCUCUAUGCUUCAAUACUAUAUUUUUAAUCUGUGUAAAUUGUGUAUAUGUACAUACAAGUCACGGAAAUGCCUUCUCAUUCAUAAUGUGCUGUUUGUCUUUCUGCCAUGUUUUAUUUAUGUGGUGGUGACAUGAUUUUAAAGGAUUAAACAUAUUUUUAAAAUAUA